CCGGCGUAUCCGCGAUGAUGUGCAUGUAUGGACACGGACGUAAAAACAACAUUGUGGAGUUAUGCAGUUUCUGACGCACAACAAUGUUCAAUAAUAUGCAAUAAAACAAAUAUCAUCAGCGCUUAAAUUGCACCAGCAAUCUGGACAGAAUCCGGCACGUAAGCUUUGACAGCAAUGGAAAAAAUUAAAGUUGACAGUUUAAAACCCACAUCGAAUUCAUUUUGCCGGCAGUGCUGCUCUACAAAAAUUCAGAAAAUCAUACAAAACCCAACGUCUGAAGAAUUUAAACAUGUUUAGGAAUAUUUGGUGAGGGAAAUAAUAAUUUUGUAACUUAUUUAAAAAUAAAUAUUAUUGCAAUAUUAUUAGCCUUCUACUUUUAUUAUCUUCACUGAUGGUCUUCACCAUAGAGAAGAAUAUUGCCAAAAAAAUGAAUAAACAAAAAUUACUUCGCGAAACCCGGCGAAAGCCUCUAUUCGAUCAAUUAGAGGUGACAAAAUGUCCGAAAGUUAAACCCUUGAAGAAUGUUGAUAAAAACAAACUGUUGGGUUAUUGGUUCGCUUAUGCCACAACUCCCUUGCACUUGCCGGUUUACCAACGACGGUGUGCGUCCUACAACGUGAAGGAUAAUCCGUUCUUCAAUACUAAUAUAUUGUACACAGACUACGACCACGUAACUAUCACAUAUGGCUGUACUUACAAUGACAUGACCGAGCUGUAUGAUAUCAAAUUGCGCAUUCUUACCCGCACUCGAACCCCCUUGGUAGACAACUUGAAUAAGGCUCUUUUUUAUUUGGAAUCUAUUGCAUUUCCCACUGGCAAGCUCGAGUUUCUUAAAGCCGAAGCGUUUUGCUUCGAAUGGUACCAGCUGAACUUCCAGAUAAAGCCAAGACCAGGGCGAUUUAGCUCCCCCAUAAACACAGUUUUGGAUAAUUUACGUCUCUAAUGGUGGCAAUGACAGCACAGAAUAACUACUGCAUAACUGUUGUUCAUUAUUGAAAUAUAAUCAAUAUGUGAAGGACCUGCCAAGUGACGGAGAGGAAAUCGUAUAGUUUAAUUAGCUCAGGCAACUCGAAUCAAAAUCAAUUACGAACGC
Molecule: messenger RNA, 1093 nt
Organism: Drosophila bipectinata
Lineage: Eukaryota; Metazoa; Arthropoda; Insecta; Diptera; Drosophilidae
Source: RefSeq, a predicted model, not a curated record